CAAAAGCCUCAGGGUCUGUCUCUGACGUCCAUGUCAUCGCGCCCCCUCGGCGCCUGCGUCCCUGCUUGACGCCGCCCAAUGCCCUUCCAGACAUCGUCUCUGGCAUUCAUGGCCGUGACCAACGCCGCAACCACCGCUUCCUCCGCAUAUCCCUCGUCAACAAGCUCUACAACCGCCGCGACCGCUGCCAGCGCCAUGUCUUCCUCUGACGAUGGCGGCAUGGCCCGCGGCGCCAACUAUUUCUUCGGAUUCCUGAUCACCUUCGUCGCGCUGCUUCUCAUCUUUGUGGGCUGUGGGGUCGGGACGAGGCAUAGGAGGAUGCGCGGGGGGACUGGGUUCAUGUUCGAUUGGAAUACGCCGGCUGAGGUUCCCAAGGAGGAGCCCCGGCUGUACGAGGGGUAUCUGGAGAAGGCGCAGGGGGAUCUUGCAUGGGUGGACGUUAUGCCGGUCUCAGCGACCAUCCUGCGAUCAAAGGCAGACGAGCCGGUCUCGUCCUCAUCAAGCGAGUCACAACCUCCAGCUCGGAGAACCUGGCUCGACAGACUGCGUCGGCGCGCUACACCCCCUCCUAACGUCCGCGUUGCCCGCCCAUCCGAGGACAUCGAGCGGAAAGCGCGUCGGCCGCGAACGCCCUCGCCCCCGCCGCCGGACGAGACGCUGCAGAUCACCAUGAUGAUCGCUAUGCCCACCCCGCCACGACCACCAAACGACACCACGCCGGACGACGAGCGUGGACUGGACGAGUAUCAGCUGGGCGUGCUGCAGAAGCCUUGGCGCGCGCCACCCCAGUCCCACGCAGGCCCGUCCCUGUGAUCACGAUCCGCCCACGCUACUUUAUCCUAUCUUCGCCUUGUGUAUGUUCUUCUGUACUUGUAGCUGCCAGUUGUCUGUAUCCUGCACACAUCGUCUAUACCGCCAUAUGUGGACAAUCUAUCUCACCUCUGGGUUCUGGAAACAUCGCGGCUGAGGCUUAGGAGGGCAGCGCUGUUACUCUCAUAAGUCAUAUACUUCUUCGUAGAGACAGGACAAUAGUUGGGGAGAUUGUAGCUUCCACGUUGCCUUUUUACCUCCGAUACGCAUUGGGUGACCUUGGG
Molecule: messenger RNA, 1094 nt
Organism: Schizophyllum commune H4-8
Lineage: Eukaryota; Fungi; Basidiomycota; Agaricomycetes; Agaricales; Schizophyllaceae
Exons: 2
Coding region: 109-813 (234 amino acids)
Source: RefSeq, a predicted model, not a curated record